Acaromyces ingoldii is the source of this 3302-nucleotide messenger RNA. RefSeq lists its product as hypothetical. Bases 195 to 3230 code for a protein of 1011 amino acids. Gene Ontology annotation, molecular function: antiporter activity. Lineage: Eukaryota; Fungi; Basidiomycota; Exobasidiomycetes; Exobasidiales; Cryptobasidiaceae. The transcript has a single exon. The record is from RefSeq and is a predicted model, not a curated record. Gene Ontology annotation, biological process: proton transmembrane transport. Gene Ontology annotation, cellular component: membrane.
CAAGCAGAGACAACCCAUAACCAGUUGCAUCAACCAAGACUGGGUGGGAUGCGCUUGACUUCAUAACGACGUUGACGACACGCAUGACGCAGACCUCUGUGACGGCGGGAAACCACACUCCACCAUUCCACCGGCACACAUUCUAUCUGUAGCUAUACCUUUCUUUCUUUUCUUUCUUCGUCAAGUCGCCCCAGAUGGCGGCAGUGGAAGCCGUGUCUGAGCCCCCACACGGGUGGCUGUCCCAUGUCGACCCACUGACAUACGAGUCGGUCAACGUGUGGGACUCGUCUAACGGCCUCGCCCUCUUCCUGGCUCAAGUCAUGAUCAUCCUUGCCCUGUGCUAUAUCCUUGGCCUCGCCUUCCAGCGCCUCGGUCAACCAAAGGUCGCGGGCGAGCUCCUCGCUGGCGUAUGCCUGGGCCCCACGGUGUUUGGAAACAUUCCUGGCUUCACCGAGAAGAUUGUGCCCUCGCAGUCGCUGCCCCUCCUCACACUCACGAGCAACAUCGGCCUCGUCUUCUUCAUCCUCCUCGUCGGUCUUGAGACGGACACGGACCUGAUCAAAAAGUACGCGCGCCAGGUCGCCCUCAUCGCGUUACCUGGCAUGGCUGUCCCCUUUGCGGUCUCGGUCGGGCUGGCCAUGUUCGUGUACGAGCACAGCACGGCAAAGACGGUCGAAUUCACAACGUUUAUGCUCUUUGUCGCCACCGUCAUGGCCGUCACCUCUCUUUCGGUCCUCUCACGCGUCCUGUCGGAGCUGAGGCUGCUCAACACUGUCCUGGGCAGCGUUACGAUCGCCGCGGGCGCGCUCAAUGACCUCAUCGGCUACCUUCUCCUGGCCCUGGGAAGCAGCCUGGGAAGCGGCGGAGAAAAGAUCAAUGCCCUCUACCAGCUCCUCGUCGCCCUCGCCCUGGCGCUCGUCCAGUGGUUUGUCGUGAGACCCAUCAUGUUUCGCCUCAUUCUCCGAUCGGGCUUCGACCUGUACGGCACCGGCGGCGGUGGCGGCGACAAGAUGCAGCAGCACCAGCGCGUGCCAGAGCACCUGCUCGCGCUCACGCUCCUCGGCGCUCUCAUCUCGGCCUGGAUCACCGAGGCGUGCAGUCUCCACCCCAUCCUAGGCUCGCUCCUCUUUGGCAUCGCCCUGCCGCAUCACAACUUUGCCGUGCGCGUCACCGAGUCCAUCGAGACGCUCGUCAUCGGCACGCUGCUACCCCUCUACUUUGUCACGUCGGGCCUCAACGCAAACUUCAAGCUGCUCAACACCGGUCUCGUCUGGGGCCAGAUCUUUCUCAUCUUUUUCGUUGUCUUCAUCAGCAAAUUUGCCAGCACGACGCUUUCUGCUAAAGUUGCCGGCUUCUCCUGGCGCGAGUCGAGCUUCGUCGCAGCGCUGAUGCAGAGCAAGAGCAUCAUCGAGCUCAUUAUCCUCAAUGCCGGCCUCGAGAUUGGUGUCCUCAACAAGCAGGUCUAUGCCAUGCUCUUCAUCACCUUUAUCUUCUCCACGCUCACCGUACGACCCUUGGCCACGGCCAUCUAUCGCCCUCUCGCAGAAGAAAAGGCUCGUCAACCACGCGAGGAGGGACGAGAAGUCGAGCGAUCGAAUGUGGCCGACGACGGGGAGGGAGGAGAGAAGCGAGGAGCCCUGGAGCUGAAGGAUCACUUCGCCAUCGUGGCCGCCGUUACCUCGGCCAAUCCGAGCGUCCAGGGACUGAUGUCGUUCAUCGGCCUCGUCAGCGGUGGGUUUCGUUCGCCGGAUGAGAGCGGCAACACAGACGAAGCUGCGCGCAUCGCAGUCGACUUUCUCAGGCUUCUCCCGACGACGGAGCAUUCGACGGCCAAUAUCAUGCGCCUCCUCUUUUCACACGACUUGGGCCAGAGCGACGAGGUGCUAGCCGCGCUCAAGACAACGGCUGCGCUCAACAAUGUCGUCGACUCCCGGUCCCUUUCCACCGGCCAUCUUCGCACGGGCAGUCUCGACGUGCAAAGCGCCGGGGGAAAUCUACCCCAGGACGUCAUCAGCGUGUCGAACGACGAGUCGAUGAUUUCGGCACUCCGCAAGAGCUUAGCUCGGGCCGAAGGUCGCCUGCACUCGAGCAAGGCUGCUGACAGAGCGUUGCGAGCGGGAGGCGCAAGCGAGCUCGGCAAGGCCAUGGUGCUCGUCGCCUGGGAGAGCGCAGUCGUCGUGUCGCACGGCACCUCGUGGCUCCAGAGCGCGGCCGUCGCUGCGGGCUUCGUCGACGCUGGGCUUGGCGCAGGCCAAGAGGCCGGCUAUGACGACGAGCAGGAGGCGACGCGGUACGCAAGGCUGAAGACGGGCGCCAAUUCGAUUCCGCGUACGCUCAUGGGCCGUCUCAAGGAGCAGACGGUCGGCGUCGUCGUCGAUGCGAGGCUGCUUGACGCCCAUGGCGGCAACAGUGGAGCGCCUGUCGUCAGCCUAGCGCAGCGGCGACGAGUCGAGGAGGAUCUGUGGAGACUUGGCGGCGUGAAGCUCUCUCGGGGGCGGCUGCGGAAGAGCAGGAUCGUGGUGCCGUUCUUUGGAGGCAAGGACGAUCGGGCUGCCGUGGAGCUGUGCGAGCGCAUGGCAUCGCGCUCCUCUCGCGUCGAGGCCAUCAUAGUCUCGGUCGCCAGCAGAUCCGACAACGAGGAGGAGAUGCAGACGAUACUGGCUGGGGGUCAUCGCGCCAUUGGAGAGGAGAGACAGGACGAUGGGAAGAACGAAGAAGAGAACCAGACGACAGUCAACCUCAAGACGAUCCAUCAGGCAGAAGCCGACCACGUAGAUGCCCGCUUUCUCUUUGGACAGUGGCAGUCGGACGAGGACGACGUACAAGGACAGGCUCAUGAGGGUAACUCCGACAAGGAGGCAGAGGCAGAGACGAAAGUGCGGCAGGUCGGGAAUGUGACGUCUGUCAGUCUCCAGCCUCCUGCUUCGUCCACUGAUAUUACGGAUGUCGAGGCAGUGCUCUCUUUUUGCCUUGGUCUCCUCGACGAACGCUGCGGCGACAUGGUCCUGGUGGGGCGGGGCAAGAUCGGGCAGAGGCCGCGCAACUUUCGCAGCAAGGUCGAAGCCGUGGUGCAGAAGAGGAGCGCCGUGCUGAGCCACGAUGCCCUCGCAGAGCUGAGGAGCGUCGGCAAGACGCUGGGUGCUGCGGCCGAGGGAUGCCUCGCCAGUGGCAUCCAGACCUGCCUGCUGGUGGUGCAGGCAGGAACAACAAACGAGCGGAACAUAACAUAACACACAAGUCUAGCACUACAUCAAAACUGUACUUGUAUAACGACCCAUAUUGCACAUCGAUUGCAUUAGCAC